Carica papaya (papaya) is the source of this 1560-nucleotide messenger RNA. RefSeq names its product Lactate/malate dehydrogenase family protein. The record is from RefSeq and is a predicted model, not a curated record. NCBI's taxonomy places the organism in Eukaryota, Viridiplantae, Streptophyta, Magnoliopsida, Brassicales, Caricaceae. Gene Ontology annotation, cellular component: cytoplasm. Gene Ontology annotation, molecular function: L-lactate dehydrogenase (NAD+) activity. Gene Ontology annotation, biological process: pyruvate metabolic process; lactate metabolic process.
UCUGACUUGCAGAAAUUUGGCCAUUUUGUCUUGUUGAAUACUCAAUUUAGAAAAAUCAUGGCAGCUCUCAACACAAGGAAAAUCUUGUCUUAGUUUGAAAAUCUUAAAACUACCCCAUCGUAUUUCUAUUUAUUUCUUCCUCCUUACUCAACGCCUUUACUCUCUCCAUUUCAAAUCCAUAACAACCUCUCUCUCUCUCUCUCUCUCUCUCUCUCUCUCUCUCCUCCUCCCGAUCUGCAACAAAUAGAAACAAUUUCAAUUUACAGCAUUCGAUUUUAACACCAUGCAGAAGAGCGGAUCAUCAUCGUCACUGGGACCGGGCGGGCUGGACCUGACUCAGGCCUUCUUCAAGCCCAUCCUCAACACGGCCCCUCCGUCCCCAACCAAGCGCCACACCAAGAUCUCCGUCAUUGGUGUCGGAAACGUCGGCAUGGCCAUUGCCCAGACCAUCCUUACCCAGGACCUGGCCGACGAGCUUGCACUCGUCGACGCCAAACCCGAUAAGUUGCGAGGCGAGAUGCUAGACCUGCAGCACGCCGCCGCCUUCCUUCCCCGAACCAAGAUCUUGGCCUCCGUCGACUACUCCGUCACCGUCGGAUCCGAUCUCUGUAUCGUUACUGCCGGGGCCCGCCAGAUCCCUGGCGAGUCAAGGCUCAACCUGCUUCAGCGAAACGUCGCCCUCUUUUCCAACAUCAUACCCCCUCUGGCCAAAUACUCGCCCGACUGCAUCCUCUUGAUCGUCUCCAAUCCCGUGGAUGUGUUGACUUACGUGGCGUGGAAGCUGUCUGGAUUUCCUUCUAACCGGGUAAUCGGGUCGGGCACCAAUCUUGAUUCGUCUCGGUUUCGGUUUCUGAUCGCUGAUCAUCUUGACGUCAAUGCUCAGGAUGUCCAGGCGUACAUAAUUGGGGAGCACGGCGACAGCUCGGUGGCGCUCUGGUCCAGCAUAAGCGUGGGCGGAGUGUCGGUGUUGAGUUUUCUAGAGAAGCAGCAAAUCGCAUGCGAGAAAGAGACGCUGGAUAAAAUCCACAAAGCAGUCGUGGAGAGCGCAUAUGAGGUCAUAAAUCUGAAAGGUUACACAUCUUGGGCCAUUGGUUAUUCCGUCGCCAGCUUGGCUAGAACCCUACUUCGCGAUCAGAGAAAGAUCCACCCCGUUUCUGUUCUCGCAAAGGGCUUUUAUGGCAUCGAAGAUGGCGAUGUGUUCUUGAGUCUCCCCGCUCAGCUUGGUAGGGGCGGUGUCGUUGGAGUCACCAAUGUUCAUUUGAACGAGGAAGAGACACAGAGGCUCCAGCACUCUGCUCAUACUCUCUUUGAACUCCAGUCCCAAUUAGGUCUCUAAGAAAACCUAAUUAAGACUGCAAAUUUUGGAUCUUUUUUACGGUUAACUUUUCCCCCCCAGCUACCAGUAAACUCUAGCAGUAAAAUACAUAUAUAGUAUUGUGUGAUUUGAACUUGUCUUUACAAGUCCCAUCACCUAUUUUAUGGUUUGAUGUGACUGUCAUUUAAUGUUCUUUUCCGUUUUCAUUCCUCAAUAAGAACAUUAUCGAAAUUUCAUGAUCUGAA